UCAGGUGGGCUAACCCGAUGAUUGCCUAUUCUCUACGCAGAGGUCGCACAAAGAUUCUCCUUGUCAAGCUCCCUCUGGUCGCCUCUCUCUCUCUCUCUCUCCCCACCCCGCCCCGACCUGCAAAUUCCGCCGGCGAGGCCGCCGUCAGUGAUGGUAAACAAGCAUACUAUCGUCCUUAUGCAGCCUUCUCCGAACAGGGCGAGCAGAACAUUUAUGGACUAUGAGUCAGUAAGCCAAGCUAUUGAUGGUAUAUGUGGACUUUAUGAAAGAAAGCUUAAAGAGUUAAAUCCAGCAAUCAGAAACAUCACUUAUGAUAUCUCAGAUCUUUACAACUUCAUUGACGGUCUUGCGGACUUGAGCGCUUUAGUAUACAGUCCUUCAGUUCAGGCUUAUUUGCCCUACGACAGGGAGUGGAUCAAAGGCCGCACAUAUCAACACCUAAAGAAAAUGGCAGGGUGACUAAUGGGACAGUCGGGUUUUCUGUGUGCAACCCCUAGUUUGGAUCCGGUUUGUGUAUCAAUUAGAUUGGAAUGCUAGAAAGUAAUAGAAUUGUUUUAAGGCACUGUGAGUGCCGCAAUGGGUAUGAAGUGCAAUGAAGGCAGAAGAUCUGAGUUACCAGAGAUUUGUGUCACUUGAGAUGCAACAAUUUCAGCUUCAUUCUGCAAUAUAUACUUAACCAGAGAAAAUAUCAUUGAGAAUUCACUUGAACGAACUGUUUGUGUACAUGGAAGUGAAAUUAGGAGUUCGAUUUUUUGUAGUCCGGCAUAAUAACUCUUUUUACAUCCUA
Molecule: messenger RNA, 787 nt
Organism: Punica granatum (pomegranate)
Lineage: Eukaryota; Viridiplantae; Streptophyta; Magnoliopsida; Myrtales; Lythraceae
Source: RefSeq, a predicted model, not a curated record